Molecule: messenger RNA, 960 nt
Organism: Paramecium sonneborni
Lineage: Eukaryota; Ciliophora; Oligohymenophorea; Peniculida; Parameciidae
Source: the annotation of a GenBank genome assembly
AUGGGUGGUUGCUUAGAUCGAGAAAGAGAUAAACGAAGAAUACUAGAACAAUUAUCUUAUUCUUAAAGGCCAAUUCUCAAAUAAUCAAAUGAAUUUACAUAUUUGAGACAAAUCUAAUCAUAAUCAACAAAGAGUUAGCAUAUUGAGGUCCAAUAACCAAGAUAUAGUCUAAUGAAAUAUUCAUAAAUCUCUAGUAAAUAAGGUAAUAAGUCGGUUAGAAGUGACAACUAAUCCUAUUAGCAUAUCAAUUAAAACAAUUAAUUUAUCUUAUUAUAAAGAGGAGAACUUAGAUAAUUUUUAAAAACGAAUCAAAUGGGAAUAGAUCAGGUUAUAACUAAUCCUUUAAAUGCAAGUUAAUUAAUUAUCUGUUUUGAAUAGAAUGAUAUUGUAGAUUCAUUAAUCAGUGAACAAGUAAUUUCUAACAGUAAUUUUCACAAAUUAUAUAUGGAUAUUAAAGAUUUUAUUGGGUAUUUACAUUGCCUUAUUGUAGCUAGCCAGACAAAAAAAUAGUUGGGAUUAUUCUUGAGAACAGGAAUUAAAUUUCUAUUUUAUACAAAAAAUUGAAUCCAAGAUAAGCAAUGAAUAAUACUAUCGAAAUGCAAAGUAAGUAUUUUAUCUAAAAUAAGUGGUUGAUAGUGUCAGUCAAGAUUAACUUGAAGAAAUUAUUAAUGAAAGGAUGUAAGAUAAUCUUAUUUGUUGUACUAUUUUGUAAUUCCCUGACUGUGCUUUAUUAUUUUUUUAAACUUGUCGUAGAUAAAUACAAGCUUUAAACGUUAUAUCUUUAGAAAUGUCAUAACUUAAUUCAAUUAACCUCUCUUAAGAGAUAGCAGGAAAAGUUGAAAUAUUAUAAAGCAAUGAUGUAAUUUAAUUUAUUAGAUUUAGGAAUUUGAUUUUAUUAGUUUGUUGCCUGACAUUAAAAAUAAAUCUCUCUAUAUUUUAAUGUCGAUUAAAUAAAUAUGA